AUGUCUUCGAAGCGCACCAAGAGGCACUCGGCACCGGCUCAUUUCAGCAGGGACGAGGACAGUGAGGGAGAAGAAGUCUCCAGGAUGGAGAUCGACAGCACGAGUCAUCAGCUGAGGAGGAACGAGGACAGUCUGAGGAAGAGCAUGACCAUCGAUGUCGGUCUCCGCAAAGGGCAAAGACAGCAACGUCUGGAGGAGGAGUUUGAGAUCCAGUUUCGGGAGCUCGAGGCGCAGGUGGAUGACAGGGCAGAGAGGCACCAGGAAGAUAUGUGA
Messenger RNA from Fonsecaea erecta, 273 nucleotides. RefSeq lists its product as hypothetical. Bases 1 to 273 code for a protein of 90 amino acids. The record is from RefSeq and is a predicted model, not a curated record. NCBI's taxonomy places the organism in Eukaryota, Fungi, Ascomycota, Eurotiomycetes, Chaetothyriales, Herpotrichiellaceae. The transcript is spliced from 2 exons.